Molecule: messenger RNA, 11204 nt
Organism: Anguilla rostrata (American eel)
Lineage: Eukaryota; Metazoa; Chordata; Actinopteri; Anguilliformes; Anguillidae
Product: kinesin-like protein KIF1B
Exons: 49
Coding region: 525-5987 (1820 amino acids)
Biological process (GO): microtubule-based movement
Molecular function (GO): ATP binding; microtubule binding; microtubule motor activity
Source: RefSeq, a predicted model, not a curated record
CUCUUUGCUCUUCGACGGAUCUGCAUUGGUCCAUCAUUAAAUUUCUCCUGGAUUAAACCCACUUUCAUUGGCUGAGCUAGCCGACAGUCAAAGUGGUGACGAACGACUGGGGUUGACAUCACCCUUUGAGCAACCCAAGACAUUCCAACUUCGUUUGCUACACAGGGAAGAGUCUGCAUCAGUCCUCCGAAUUGCAUGUAAAAUAUAUUUCACGCUGGGGUUUGGACACAAGGCUACGAUCGUUCAUAUAAACGGAAAGCUAUCUGCCACGUCGACGAAAGCAACGGAAGAUACUUUGGUGGAAGAAUAAAACCGCAUUCUAUGAUGGGUGUGUUUGACAAUAGGAUAAUUGUUGAAUUCUAGCAGCUCGACACUGAGCAGUGACAUUGCUGCUGUAACAGUUCUCACUGCUCGCUGCUUCCCUAUGGUAUUUCAGUAUCUGCCCUGCGGAUCAAUAUAAGAAACAGACCUGUCUGAACAGUGGAAUCGCACACAAGCAAAGGAAAAAUACUGACUUCAGAGCCAUGUCGGGAGCGUCUGUGAAAGUCGCUGUCAGGGUGCGCCCUUUCAACUCAAGGGAGACCAGCAAGGAUUCAAAAUGCAUUAUUCAAAUGCAAGGGAACUCAACUAUCAUUCUAAACCCAAAAAGCCCAAAGGAACCAGCAAAGUCCUUCAGUUUUGACUAUUCCUACUGGUCCCACACCACGCCAGAGGACCCCUGCUUUGCUUCCCAAUGCCUCGUGUACAAUGACAUUGGGAAAGAGAUGCUGCAGCAUGCCUUCGAGGGCUACAACGUCUGCAUCUUCGCGUACGGCCAGACGGGGGCGGGCAAGUCCUACACCAUGAUGGGCAAGCAGGAGGAGGGGCAGGAGGGCAUCAUUCCGCUGCUCUGCGAGGAACUCUUUGAGAAAAUCAGUGACAACUGCAACGAGGAGAUUUCCUACUCGGUGGAGGUCAGCUACAUGGAGAUCUAUUGCGAGAGGGUGCGGGACUUGCUGAACCCCAAAAACAAAGGCCACUUGCGGGUCCGAGAGCACCCCCUCCUGGGGCCCUACGUGGAGGACCUGUCCAAGCUGGCUGUCACCUCCUACACUGACAUCGCUGACCUGAUGGAUGCUGGGAACAAGGCCAGGACCGUCGCCGCCACAAACAUGAAUGAGACCAGCAGCCGAUCCCAUGCGGUUUUCACCAUCGUCUUCACACAGAAGAAGCACGACAGUGAGUCUGACCUCGCCACAGAAAAGGUCAGCAAGAUCAGUCUGGUGGAUCUGGCAGGCAGCGAGCGAGCUGACUCGACAGGGGCGAAAGGGACAAGGUUAAAGGAGGGGGCGAACAUCAACAAAUCUCUGACCACUUUAGGCAAAGUCAUCUCAGCCCUGGCCGAGGUGGAUAACGGUCCCAGCAAGAGCAAGAAGAAGAAGAAGACCGACUUCAUUCCGUACAGGGACUCUGUGCUCACUUGGCUGCUCAGGGAGAAUUUAGGUGGCAACUCUAGAACUGCCAUGGUGGCAGCUCUUAGCCCAGCCGACAUCAACUACGACGAGACCCUUAGCACCCUACGAUACGCGGACCGAGCUAAACAGAUCAAGUGCAAUGCCGUCAUCAAUGAAGACCCCAACAACAAGCUGGUGCGCGAGCUGAAGGAUGAGGUUACGCGUCUGAAGGAACUGCUCCGUGCCCAAGGGUUGGGAGACAUCCUGGAUGUCGAGCCAAUGGGAGAUGAUUACCCAGGAAGUGGAAGCAAAUACCUGAAAGAUAUACACAACAAUAAGCAUAGGUACAUGCUGUCCUCAGAGAACCAACGGCCUGGCCAUUUCUCCACAGCGCCUAUCGGCUCUCUGUCCGCCUCCCCGUCUUCAGGCACGCUCAGUAGCCAGGUGGGCCUCCAGGCUGUCACAAGCAUCCAGGAGCGCAUCAUGUCCACGCCCGGCGGGGAAGAGGCCAUCGAGCGACUCAAGGAAUCUGAGAAGAUUAUAGCUGAGCUGAACGAGACCUGGGAGGAGAAACUGCGGAAGACCGAAUCAAUCCGCAUGGAGAGGGAGGCACUCCUGGCUGAGAUGGGCGUGGCAAUCCGUGAGGAUGGGGGCACCCUUGGAGUUUUUUCACCUAAAAAGACUCCUCAUCUGGUCAACUUGAAUGAAGACCCCUUGAUGUCAGAGUGUCUGCUUUAUUACAUCAAAGAUGGUAUUACAAGGGUCGGGCAGGCGGACGCUGAGAGACGGCAGGACAUCGUUCUGAGCGGAGCUCACAUCAAAGAGGAGCACUGCGUUUUCCGCAGCGAGAGGAACGCGAACGGCGACGUGAUUGUCAUGUUGGUGCCUUGUGAAGGAUCAGAGACGUACGUCAAUGGCAAGCGAGUGGGUGCCUCCGUGCAGCUACGCUCAGGGAACCGCAUCAUUAUGGGUAAGAACCACGUGUUCCGGUUCAACCAUCCGGAGCAGGCGCGUGCGGAGCGGGAGAAGACCCCGUCGGCAGAGACGCCCUCGGAGCCCGUGGACUGGACCUUCGCCCAGAGGGAGCUGCUGGAGAAGCAGGGCAUCGACAUGAAGCAGGAGAUGGAGAAGAGGCUGACUGAAAUGGAGAUCUUGUACAAGAAAGAGAAGGAGGAAGCAGACCAACUUCUGGAACAGCAGAGAUUGGUGUACGAGAGCAAGCUGCAGGAGCUGCAGAAACAGGUGGAAACGCGCUCGCUGGUCGCAGAGACCCCGGAGGAAGAGGAGGAGGAAGAAGAGGAAGUGCCCUGGACGCAGCGGGAGUGCGAGCUGGCUCAGUGGGCUUUCAGGAAGUGGAAGUACCACCAGUUCACCUCUCUGAGGGACCAGCUGUGGGGGAAUGCAGUGUACUUGAAGGAGGCCAACGCCAUCAGCGUGGAGCUGAAGAAGAAGGUGCAGUUCCAGUUUGUGCUCCUGACGGACACCCUGUACUCCCCGCUGCCCCCUGAGCUCUUGCCUCCUGAGCCUGAGAAGGACCGAGACCCCCGGCCCUUUCCCCGCACGGUGGUGGCCGUGGAGGUCCAGGACUUGAAGAACGGGGCCACACACUACUGGUCUCUGGAGAAGCUGAAGCAGAGGCUGGAGAAAAUGCGGGAGAUGUACGACCGUGCCGGGGAGAUGGACUCCCCCAACCAGGAGGACAACGAAGUGAUGCUGUCGGGGAACGAUCCCUUCUACGACCGCUUCCACUGGUUCAAAUUGGUGGGAAGUUCACCAAUGUUCCAAGGCUGUGUGAACGAGCGCCCCACAGACCGCACCCCCUCGCCCACCUUCUCCACCUCCGACUCGGAAAUCACCGAGCUGGCCGACGAGCGGCCGAGCGAGGCGGACGACUUCGACGACGAGGCCUUUGUGGACGACGGCAGCUCUGACGUUGGCACGGAGGAAGAGGAGGAGGAGGAAGAAGAGGAGGGGCCAGACAUCUGUAGCGAUGGCCAGGACCCGUUCUACGACCGCUCGCCCUGGUUCAUUUUGGUGGGCAGGGCUUUUGUGUACCUGAGCAACCUGCUGUACCCCGUUCCCCUGGUGCACCGCGUGGCCAUCGUGACAGAGAAGGGCGAGGUACAGGGCUUCCUGCGUGUGGCCGUCCAGGCCAUUGCAGCUGACGAAGAGGCCCCAGAUUUUGGGUCCGGAGUGCGGCAGUCCGGCACAGCAAAGAUUUCCUUUGAUGACGAAUACUUCAAAACGAAGGACUGCUCUAGUGCCACCUUGCCCUACUCUGGGUUCUCACAGGAGGAACUGCGCAUUGUGGAGGGGCAAGGUCAAAGUUCAGAGGUCAUCACACCCUCCGAGGAGAUGAACAUAACAAAUGACAUGGAUCUCAAGCUUGAGAAGAUGGACACCAAGCUUGGCGUGUCCGAGGGGCUGGCAGAGCAGCUGGAGGUGGGCAAGACCUUCACCUUCCGUGUGACCGUGCUCCAGGCCAGCGGCAUCCUGCCCGACUACGCCGACAUCUUCUGCCAGUUCAAUUUCCUCCACGGUCACGACGAGGCCUUCUCCACUGAGCCCUUGAAGAAUUCAGGAAAGGGAUCCCCGCUGGCGUUCUACCACGUGCAGAACAUUGCUGUUGAUGUGACCGAGUCCUUCAUUGAGUAUAUCAGGACUAAGCCCAUUGUGUUUGAGGUGUUUGGGCACUACCAGCACCCUCCUCUACACCUGUCUGGCCAGGACCUGAACAGCUUUCUUCAGCCUUCCAGGAAGCACCCUCCCCCAACUAUGCCUCUGUCUAAAACAGUGCCAGCUACGAAGCUGAACGCCAUCAGCAAGCGCGACCUGGGCCAGUGUGUCAGCAAGUACGACCUGCUGGUGUGGUUUGAGAUCAGCGAGCUGGAGCCAACCGGAGAGUAUAUUCCAGCUGUGGUGGAUCACACUGCAGGACUGCCCUGCCAUGGAACCUACCUCCUGCACCAGGGAAUCCAGCGCAGGAUCACGGUCACCCUCAUUCAUGAAAAGGGCAGCGAGCUCCACUGGAAGGAUGUGAGGGAGCUGGUGGUUGGUCGGAUUCGUAACAAGCCAGAAGUAGAUGACACAGCGACAGAUGUGGUUCUGUCUCUCAACAUCAUCUCAGCCAAAAACAUGAAGUCAUCCCAUAACGCAAAUAGGACCUUCUACCGGUUUGAGGCUGUGUGGGACAGCUCCCUCCACAAUUCUCUCCUGCUCAACCGUGUGACUCCCUAUGGGGAGAAGAUCUACAUGACCCUGUCUGCCUACCUAGAGCUGGACCACUGCAUACAGCCUGCCAUAAUCACCAAAGACGUCUCCAUGGUGUUCUACUCCAGAGACGCCAAGAUCUCCCCGCCUCGCUCACUGAGGACCCUGUUCAGCAGCGGCUACUCAAAGACGCCAGAGUGCAACAGAGUGACAGGGAUCUACGAGCUGAGCUUGUGCAAGAUGGCCGACACAGGAAGCCCAGGGAUGCAGCGUCGGAGGAGGAAGGUGCUGGAUACCUCUGUGGCGUACGUGCGGGGCGAGGAGAACCUGGCCGGCUGGAGACCUCGAGGUGACAGCUUGAUCCUGGAGCACCAGUGGGAGCUGGACAAGCUGGAGCAGCUGCAUGAGGUGGAGAAGACCCGGCACCUCCUGCUCCUGCGGGAGCGUCUGGGGGAGACGGAGCCGCGCUCCCUGAGCGGCUCCCUGUCCCCCAGCCUGAGCAGCGACUCCCUCAGCACCUCCACCAGCAUCUCCUCCCAGAUCUCCAACGCCACCUUCGAGAGCGCCCUCACGCCCAGCGAGAGCAGCGGCUACGACUCCGCCGACGUCCAGAGCCUGGCCGACCGCGAGAAGGAGCUGGCCACCAAGUGCUUGCAGCUCCUGACUCACACCUUCAACAGUGAGUACAUCCAGGUGUGUAACAGCAUCAGUGACUGCAAGUUGCUGGAUAUCUCCCCAAUGGACCGGGACCCAUCCGUCUCCAGCCUAAGCAGCGCCACGCUCACCCCAUCCUCCACGUGCCCUUCCUUGGAUGAAUCCCGCUCAGUUGAUCUGAAGACAGCAGAGACCAACUCCUGCGCCACCAGCCCCUCCUGCAUGGACUAUGACAACUUCCCUAUGGUGCCCACACUGGACACGUCCUACCUCGCCCGGGCCGGCAAAAAUGAGUUCCUCAACCUAGUACCCGACAUCGAAGAAAUGAGACCCGGGUCUGUGGUGUCAAAGAAGGGAUACCUGAGUUUCAUGGAGCCACGCUCCAACACCUGGGUGAAGCACUUUGUAGUCGUGCGCAGGCCCUACGCUCUUAUCUACAACACCGACAAGGACCCCGUGGAGAGGGGCGUGCUCAACCUGUCCACCGCCCGGGUGGAGUACGGCGAAGACCAGCAGGCCGUGCUCAAGGCCCCCAACACGUUCGCUAUGUGCACAAACCACCAGGGCAUCCUGCUCCAGGCCCUCAAUGACAAAGACAUGAAUGACUGGCUGUAUGCCUUCAACCCACUCCUGGCUGGAACAAUAAGAUCGAAGUUGGCGAGAAGACGCUCGGACCUGUUAAAGAACUGAGACGCAUUCUUUCUGCGCACUAGAAGCCCAUGUUAUUCUGGCAAGCCUUUAAGUGUUCCAAGUGUUGACACUUGUUAACCUUUUGUGAUUGUUUUCCUGUACAUAGACCUGUGGCUUAAAUCUCCUUUCAAACCAACCUAGUGUAAACCCCUGAGGAGCUUUCCUAUUCCCACCAGACCAACCAACCCCUGCCCGAACCCCCUCCCCCCCACCCCACCAAAAAACUAAAAUAGCAUUUGAUUCUGUUUAAUUUCAUUCCCACAAAAAAUCUAUUCUUCGUCAGCCUAAAAUGUUGUACUAGUCGCAUGUUGUAGUGCAGUCUAGUUGUGUGUGCACGGUACUUAUAAGCAACUUUUUUCUCUCAGCUUUCUUCAUUUUCUGAGUGUCUGUAUAGAUUGUCACUUUUUCCGAGUCAUCCAUUAGUCGGGAACAUUCUUUUACCUGUUUGGUAUCUUUUUUGCUGUCCUCAGGGGAAGGUAUUUUGCUGAAAAAGCAAAUGUAAAUAUGACAAUGAAAUUAGAACAUGCAAAAAAAAAAUGAUUUGAGUGUGUGGAUUCCCAUUGCCAGGAUGUUGAAAUUAGACGGUAACAGCGCUGGCCACUGUGAACAUGUUUUCACCAAUAACAACACAAGUUUCAGUAUUGUCCUUUGGCUAGCUACUGCUCUCCCUAAAUUGGAAGCUUUCUUUGAUUAUAAAAUGGUGAAAUAUUGAGUAGGUGCCAUCAGGCCAACAUAUUAACCACUGAAGAUAUAAUGAUUGAGAAAUGCUGAGAAUUUUCUCGGCUAAGUACACACACUGAACAGUGGGAUCAUUUUGAGUUGAAAAGUUUAAAAUUUCACUAUCCUCAAAAAAUGAAUGUAAUUAAUAUGAACGUCCAUCAAAUAAUGAAUGUAAUUAAUAUAAACAUCCAUCAAAGAAUAAUUAUCAGUUUUUAAAUCAAUAGUACAGAAGCCAUGUAAGUGCAAACCAACAAAGGAACAUACUUUGUAGAGAUAGUUGGGCAAACAUAUCAUCUUAAUUUAUUAUAUUAUCUAUUUGAAUCCAUUUUUGUAGUGUUAUGUGUGAGAGAGAGAGCAGGCUACUUUUAAAUAUAGUACAUUCAAGUGUAUUCUGUGUGCUAUAUAAUACACGUGAAUAUACUGUAUUUAUGUGUAUUAUAUGUGUGCUAUAUUUGGUUUAUCUGUACUAUAUAGAACACACAUAAUACACAUGAAUACAGUACAUUCACGUAUAUUAUGAAACACUCAUAUAAUACAUGUGAAUGUACUGUAUUAUAUGUGUGCUAUAUUUGGUUUAUCUGCGCUUUAUGUACCAGCUGAGAUAUAAUAUUUAUCACGCAUAUAUAUUACAUACGUUCUCCAAUUGUAUAUGUAGAUUUUAAAAAUAAUUUAUUGAAGAAAAAGACAGCAAACUUUUAAAAGAAUUAUCAUGUCAGGUCAGAAGAACCAUUAUUGGCUUAAAUUCACAAUAGCUCAUUGAUAAUGAUAGCGAAUAGCUUCUUGCUAUGAUGUGUUUUUUCACAAGCCUGUUACAAUAGGUAGCUGUCGUUAACAUUGUAUAAACCCAUUCAUGAGCAUUGUUGUCUUCCAGUCAUUUUAUAAUUUACUGCAACCAAAUAGAACAAAGUCAUUUUGUUCGGUGAUGUUGGGGUAAGAACAAUAGCAAGUGAUUAGUUGAGGUGUCCAUUGCCUUCACUUAUUGUGUUCUAUUGGCAGUUGCUUGCUGUUUAUUGUGUUUAAUUUUAAAUGAUAAACUAGUAUUUGAGCAGUGUUCUCCAGCAUGCAUGCGAACGCAAAAAGCUGAGUUUUUUAUUUUCCUACUAUUCAUAUGUAAUAUGAAUUUAUAAAUUAAUGCAGAUUGGAUUAGGUGACCAAUACUGCUCUUUUCAUUGUGAGAAUCAUUAUCAUUACAAACUACGUCAUGCAGGCCAUAUGCAGGUGAGCUAGCUACCAAGCUAAUUGUAAGGCAGGUCUUACCAACCAACAAACAAAAUGGAUCAAUACAUUUUAUCUACAAACCUGUUUCCAUAUAUAUGCCCAUGCUGUGUUUUUAAACCUGUCCCCCUUGUGAAGUAGCAUAAUCUAGCAACAAGACCAUGUAUGUUUAUCUCUUAAACUAACAUUUGAAAUAGCCGGGGGGGGCAUUUAAGUUAUUUGAUUAAUUUCAAUGAGCUACUCUAUAGGAAUGAACAAACCAGCACAUUUGAUGGGAUUUUGACCCAUAAUGCUAAUGAAGCCUAUGAGAAGUGAUGAAAUGCUUGAUGCUCUGUGCAUUGCACCUAUAGAUUAACCCUACCACAUUAGCAGUGGCAUGGCUGAGUGUCUUACCAACAAAACAUGCAGCACACAGAGAUGGCAGUAGCUUGCUAACCGACACAUACUUGAAUGUGCUAUUUUCCUUUUCCUGUGUCAUUUAUAUUGUGUAACUAAUUUUUUCUGCAUCAGUAAUGGUAAUUUAACCAAAGGCAUUGUGCAAUUAAUUGGUAUAUUAAGAUACCCUCACCAAGCCUUGGUAGUAGUUCCUAAGCCAGCCCCUUCCACCCUUAAAUAUUUUUUGAAAUGCAAUGUAUAUGCAGACCAGGUAGAUUCUUUCUGGCUUUGGAGUAUGUGAUCUCCUCAGCCUGUUAAUCAUCUUGAUAUUAAUUGAGGGUUUACAUCAUGGAAACUAUUGCAUUAUGAAAGCUAUAGAGCUCAAACUAAAGCAACUUCUUGUUCUGUCAACUUAUCCUUAAUUCCCCUUGGAAGGUAUUUUUAACCACAUAAAAGCAAAUAUGAGCCUGGCACAAAUGUAAAAAAGAGUAAGGGUUAUCUUUUUCUCCAGAUACUAUAAUCAAUGUGAUUUUGCAGAUUAUAUUUGCACAAAGAAAACUGACAUGGCCAUGAAAGCUGCUAAAUCUGAAUACAGCCAGUUUUUAUAGUGUAUUAUUUUUGAUGGAAGCCAAGCAUUAGAAUAAAUGAGAACAUCACAGAACACUAAAGUAUACACAGAAAAUAUUUUAUUUAUUUGUUUGUUUGUUUUUUGUUUCCUUAUUUAUUCCUAAUUUAUGGUCUCUCUGUAUAAUACUGAUGAAGCAGGCCUCUGGUCAACCAACCAGUAGUGACAGGCUCCCCAGUAUUGUGCAUUGAGAGUGUUGUUUCCAAGCGCAGGUUAUAAAUAUAUUAUGUGCACAAAUAAUUAUAGAAUUAUAUAAUUUCAGAUUUUUGAACCAUUGCAAGGUAAACACUUCAGAGUAACACAAUAGAGAAAGUUUGAUUUGGAAAAGAAAGUAGAUGGUAAAGGUUCAUUUUUAAUUGACAUUACAUUACAGGCAUUUAGCACACUCUUAUCCAGAGCGAUGUACAACAAGUGCAUCAGUUCAAGGUGCAGAGGUGCAGAAAAACACACUAGAGUGAAGUAAAGAUCGUAGUGCCAGAAGUGACCACAUAGAUCAGGACUCCAACCCUGUAGGGUAUCCUGUUCAGCAAACAAACAAACAAUCCUGCCAAAUACAAAACUAACAUGAUCUCAUUAGCCUAACUAGGUACAGCUGUGAGGUGAGCUAAACUAGAGGCUAGGGAGGGGUGGGGAGAGGUGCAGCCUGAAGAUAUGAGUCUUUAGUCUGCGCUUGAAGGUAGUCAGAUUCUCUGCUGUUCUGACCGCCACGGGAAGGUCAUUCCACCAGCGAGGGGCCAGGACAGACAGCAGACGGGAACGGGAAGUACAGACACGAAGAGGGGGAGGUGCCAAGCGUCCAGAGGUGGCAGAACGGAGAGGUCUGGCUGGUGUGUAGGGUCUGAUGAUCCUCUGGAUGUAUCCUGGUGCUGACCCCUUAGCUGCCUGGUAUGCAAGCACCAAAGUCUUAAAUUUGAUGCGAGUAAUUCAGGAUCCUGUCUUGUGGCCCCUCACGCUGAGUGUUGAGUCACCUGGUAAAAGAAGCUGCUCUCUUGGUAUCCUCCUGAUUCUUUUAUUUCAUUAUUGGUUGUCGGGGUUACUGUCCGUGAAUAAGACUUGAGGGCCUUUUUUCUGUUGUUUGUUUACAUAAGGGGUCCUCUGAGACACUUUUUAUAGAUGAUGAAUGAAAACAGAUGAAUUAACACUAUGAGGUCAGCCAGCCUCAGCCAAGAGUGGUGUUCUGGAGCUGUUGUCAUAAAUUGUCUGUUUAAACUGUCACACUAGGGACUCUAAAGUUGAAGUUUCUCAGUAGGAUUUACAUUUAUUUUAAGGUUACUGAUGGAGUUUGUUUUCACUUGGAAUGGAAUUACAGAUAGGCCUCGUUUUCAUAGAUAUUUUUUGAGUUUACUUGCAUUUUGUGGCAUUUGACAUUCAAUGUCAUUUUUUCUUAAUUGCAGUGUGUAUAUUAGUUAGAAGUUUAUUGAAAAUGUUAUUUUGAAAUUUCAGCAACGGAUAGAACAGUAUCUCAUGAAGGGGGAAGCACUUCUACAGGAUUCUAGAACAAGCCUAGUCUGUGAUAAAUAAGUGGUCAGUCAAGUCAGAUGGAAGUAUUCCAUUAAAAAUUAUAAUAUAUACGGACAUAUAAGAACAUUACAUGUAAAUAUCAUUUGUUGCUUUGCCAUCAAUGAAAAUAAUAAGGCAAGUCCAAAUUUAAUCUAAAAUGGCAUGUUGAGCUUAUACUCCAUGUUGUUACAAAAUAAAAAAGUGGAAUUCCAAAUAAUGGAUUAUCUCAGCAAUCAAAUGCAGAAUGUCAGCCAUGCGUCUUUAUUACUACAAAAGCUUUUAUGGGAAUAUAUAUAUAUAUAUAUAUACCUCUUUAAGGGAAGCUACAGAACAUCAGCUGUUCGUUGUUAGUAAUAAUGGCAGAUGUGUUCUUGAAAGGCUGCAUUAUGUAUCCCUCCCUCCAGUUAGAAACCCAGUAAAAAUAUUCAACCAUAUGACCCUGCCAGCCCACAGGGGAGUUACUUUGAAACUGGGUAUUGCAAUUAAUCCCUGUCUUUGAGAAGUGAAGAUGACAACAAAACGGACACUUAACUGUACAUUAUUUACUUUUUGCCGUGUUCAUUUUCAUAGUUAUUUUGUACAUAUGUGUUGUAUGGAGCUUGAAAUAAAAUGUAAAUAUGUUUCAUGUGUUUGUACUAAUUAUAAUUUGCUGUAUAGCCUAGAUGUGCAGUUCAGAUACCGUAUAUCUAUAAUUCUGUGUAUUGUAAUCUUGCACCAUUUAACUGUUAAGUGACAAGAGGUAACAAUAAAGGUACAACCAGUGCAUUAGCAGAAUAAACAAA